Messenger RNA from Alternaria alternata, 4807 nucleotides. RefSeq lists its product as hypothetical. The coding region runs from base 482 to 4786 and encodes 1434 amino acids. Lineage: Eukaryota; Fungi; Ascomycota; Dothideomycetes; Pleosporales; Pleosporaceae. The transcript is spliced from 3 exons. The record is from RefSeq and is a predicted model, not a curated record.
GAUAGUCUUCCCCCAUAUGACGAACACGCGCCAACCUACUUUUCUAUCGCAGCUUUAAUGUCUCUCUUUCGAUAUGUCUAGCAAGCAAGCAUGCAACGUUCAAGGGCUUCUUCCCAUUCGAAGUUCGUCGAGAAAAUCCCCACCCCGGCGCGUGUUUAACGCUCGGCCAUUAGCGUAACCGCUCAAUCAAUCGCUUCUUUCCGUCCGGGCGCUUAGCUUGCUACGCUAUUGCACAACGUUUCAGAGACGUGAUCGCGUCCAGAGUAUCGGAUCUGGCUAACUAAAUGGGAGUUCGAACAUGGUUUUGCCGAGAGCCGUGCCGCAAUGUAUAAUAUGGAGACCCUGAGGGGGCGGAUCGCUUGAAAGUUUCGGGCGGGUCGAGGUAAGUCCUCAAGUACUUUGAAAUGCCCAUCACUUUAAUCGUAGUAAAGCUUCAUUGCACUGGCUCGCUUCGAAAGACGCGAACCUGUGAUUGACCGCUAUGACUCAAUAUCGAUUCGGCUCGAUAUCUCCGGUAGACGAAGCACCACUCGAGGUGCACCAGAACAACAGCGCGAACACUAGACUGUCCCAGGACCGAUCUCCAAGCGACGUCCAGCUAGUGGCACACUCUACACCACACGUUCGGAAAGGGAGCGCCUCGUGGCUUCCCUUUACUCUAAGAUGGUACUACCUGGUCAUACUAGCUAGCCUCAGUCUUAUUCUGGGUUCCUUGAUCGUUUGGCUCAGCUGUCACUCUAGGAGCAACCAUGGACUGGGGAGUAAUGACGGCUCGUCGGCUAUACUCUUCGGAUGGCGCUUUACUCCCACUCUCAUCGCCGUGCUUUACGCGCAGAUGACUGUCAUACUAUUCGAAGAUGUGAAGAGAACGGAACCAUUUGCGCGACUUGCUAAAGCAUCGACGGAAGGUACAAGUGCAUAUGGCACCAUUCUCCAGACCCCAAGAGCAUGGUGGUCCAUCUUUAUGGACAUCUGCUUCUAUCGAAGGCGGAUUGGCAGAACUAGCUGGAGUUUGGUUUGCGCUGCACUUGUCAACCUCAUUGCACUGCUAGCUGUAUCACCCCUUUCGUCGGCCCUACUUACUUCUGAGGAAGUCAUUAUUGCUGGACCCACCGAAUUCACGAGACUGGUACCUAAGAACGCUACCCAACUUCCAACAACUGCGACCAGAGACACUUACUUUCGAGCAAUGGCCGCGCUUAUGAGGAAUGUGUCAACGUCGGUCUGGGUCACCGACACCUCUCUGACAUUCCCUUUUUGGCCAUCGUCGGAGCUGGCACAGUAUGGCCCCAGAAUGACAUCGUCAUACGGUGCAUGGAAUGCAGAAACUACUACGUUAAGGUCAGAUUACGUUUGCCACGAUAUGAGACUCAGGAGCGCAGAUUUGAUGGAAGAGAAUUACUCUGAAGUAUACUCGGUACAGAAGUACGGUCCCUACAACGGAACACAACCCAUGGUCACGUUCGUGCUGGACUCCGAUCAAGGGUGCAGAUACGAGUUGAAGAUACACCCCUUUGCUGACCUUGCGUACAAUGGAGGCAUGACCUGGUCCAAUGCGACUACCUAUUUCCCUACUGGCAACACACUCGGUAUUGGUGGCAUAGUUGUCCCGCCUAAUGUUACUUCCACGCACGUAUACGCACGAGUCAAAGCAACUCAAGAAUGUAACAACCACGACAUCAUUCUUAUGAAUACCCCAUGGACCGCCUCCUUGAACCGAACGGAAAUGGGUCCCUUCAUUCCCGAGAACGUGACGUACGAACGCUCAUCCGACUUUCGUAUGCGAGGCAUCUUAUGCAGUUCCCAGUACUCCAUGUUCACAAAUGUCACAAGGGCAACGGGCUUUGGAGAUCAGAGCCACUACCUCAACGCAAGCUCCGAACCCGAUUCAAGUAGCCGGGAACUUGCUGACAAGAUGGUGAAUGUUUCCAAUUUCCAGGCGACAAGCAUGCAAGACAAUUGGAAGACGUACUUCGACCAAAAGAGCAUGUUUACUGAUUCCGAAAGGGCAACAGGGUCGAUUCAAGGUUCGCAGGAUGCCGGCAGAGCCUUGAGCUAUUCUGGGAUGGCGCCUGUGCUUGCCGCACUCUCAGGCUUCAAUCUGACCGCCUUGAUGAACGACCCCAACAUCACCCAGACAGCAGCAAGAGUCAAGGGACGGUUUUUUAUGGAGACGAUACGUGAGGCGCUCGAUUUACCAGAAUUCGUUCAACAAGAGAAACUCCAAGGGUCUGCCACUGUUGUUCAGGAAAGGGUUGUUGUUCUGACUGAAAUCGGAUUUACAUUGGCGGCGCUGUUCUACGCUUCAGCUGUGUUUCUCGCCGUGCUAGUUUGGGCGUCUCGCUUGUCUCAUCGACCGCUUAAUCUUCUCUCGGAUCCGUCUAGUAUCGCGGGUCUGAGUCUUCUACUACAAUCCCACCAGGUCCGAACAGCUACCUUCAGGAGCUUGCACGCAGCUUCAAGAGAUGACUUCUACAACUCGUUACGAAAGGAGAACUACUUGACGUCAGGCCAAUAUUUGAUCCAAGGAAGCGCACAACCUACAAUCAUCCCACCGCUCAUCAAAGCGAAAUCUGAUUGGAGACCUCGUGUAAUUCAAGUACGGAUGCUUCUCGCCUUGGGUGUCUUACUUACGUCUAUCAUGGUCGCAAUUUUGACUUUGAACGCUUUCUCCGCGCGUUCACUACUAUCUCAAGCCGGCUUUACUUACGAGGCCGACAUCUCUAAGUUGAAUCUUAGUUUCCCGACGUUUGCACCUAUCUCAAUCGCACCGACCGUCGCCAGUAUCGUGAUCGGACUCUGGUGGGAUCAACUGGACAUGACGUUCAGGACACUUCAGCCCUAUAUAUCAAUGUCCCAAGGCCCGACAUCGAUCAACUCCGGGGCAGGUCUAACGUACAAAUCCAAGACAUGGGUUGGUGCAGCCAUUAAAGCAGCCCGUUUCAGGCAUUGGGUUCUUUUCAUGGUCGCCGUCGGCUCUGUUCUGGCCCAGGUCCUUACUGUCUCCAUGUCUGCUUUGUUCGAGAGAACAUCCACAAACACCUCUAGGCAGAUAACGCUGUUCCAGAACUUGGAAAUGCGCCAUGAUGCCUUGAUAGCCGAAGUCGACGUAAUUCGGGGCGACAGGCCGUACGAUGUUUCCCAAAGCGUUUUGAACGAGCUGUAUCUUGAUGCUCGUAACAACUGGCUAUACGGAGCAGGGAUACAACAUGCUUUCAACGGCUCGCAAUUGCCCUGGUCAUCAGAAGGUUGGAAUUUUCUACCGGUCGACCUGUCGCAUGUUUCAAACAUGACUGGCCCGCAAACCCUGCAGGACCCCUCCAGCAGUACAGCGUUCGCAUCGACUAACGUAAGCCUUCAAGUACCUGCUAUCCGCGCAAGACUGGAAUGCAACCCUAUCGAGGAAAUUUCGAACAUAUCAUCGUGGCUCGAGCCCGUCAAUCUUACCGAACACGAAAGUAGUAUGCUGCCAGAAGAUAUCGCACGACUCAAGAGUACAGGAGGGCUUCAAGUUUACACAUUGCCAUCUAGUAUUUUCGAGAACAGUUCAUCCAAAACUACGACCUUCUCACCAUCGACUUAUGUCGCAUGCUGCGCCAAUGGAACUAUUGAGAAACCGCGCCAGAGCGUCAUGGGCUAUUGGACCGCAGUUCGAAACCGAUUUAUAUGGGAAGACGAUGCCGAAUACGUUUCAUGGCCGCUGUCUAUCGUGCCGAAAUGGAUCGUCGGGAAGCCCGUCAGUGUCAAAGAUUCCAACGGAUACCAAGUUGUGUAUUUCAGAGAAGUACCUCGAAUGCAGGCUGCUAAUUGUCAACCAAUUAUUGAGACUACGGAAGCUACUAUAGCUGUCGAUGCUCAGUCUGGAUCCAUAAUUUCCUCGAGAAUUGACAGUUCGGUAGAGCCGAUGAAUCUCGCGUGGGACGAUGCCUUCACACGGCACGAGGUACCUGGCCAUACUCCGGCACUCGCCAACAAUACUUAUCGAGGGCCAUUGAACGUCACUACGUCCUUUGGUAUACUAUUCCUGGGUUCGAUGAUGGGGUCUGCGAAUCGACAGUUUGAUGACAAUGCCUUCGUGUUUCGAGACAAAGAGUAUGGCAUUGACAUGGAUCUUAUGACCAAUACAAUGUAUGCUAUGGCCGGCAAAGAUGCUGAAGCACUACUCGACUAUACAACCUUCACAGUUUUGGCCGACCGCACAUUCCAGACGUUCUUUCAGCAGUUUGUCAAUAGUGGGUUGUCCUUGGCAGAGGGUGGCUUUACAUACCAACCAGUGAACGACAAAAGUAUAGAAGAUCUGAGCCGUCCAAUUGACGCGAAUGGCACAGUUCUGUCGAAACGUGAGACUAUUCCGACACGGAACAUCUCGGCGUCAGUGUCGACCCGCAUCCGUGUUCUACAUCUGAACACCAUUGCAACCUACCUGUCAACCGCAAUAUUGGUAUGGCUUACAGUCACAACCUUCAUCAUCAUCUGUCUGCAGCGAAAUUAUACGAGCUCAAUGGUUCGCGACGUACAGCUCAUUGCCGACAUGCUGGUUCUCGUAGCUGGCAGCGACAAGUUCUUAGAGCUCGUGGAAGAGCGCGGCAUCGCAUUAAAAAAGGACCGAGAAGUUCAGACAAUGCUGGGUUGGUUCAAGGACAAGGACGGCGAGGUUCGCUGGGGAAUCGAGGUGGUUGGUGGAAGAGAUCCAGUUCAAUGGGUGGACGCUCCAGAAACAGGGAACCAUAUCCGGGAGAAAAGUCUGCUGAAGCCUGGAUGGUUACUUCCAUGGAGGAGAAACUAGUCUUUAGUGAAUAGAGAGAGA